Molecule: messenger RNA, 4529 nt
Organism: Pygocentrus nattereri (red-bellied piranha)
Lineage: Eukaryota; Metazoa; Chordata; Actinopteri; Characiformes; Serrasalmidae
Gene: dtna
Product: dystrobrevin, alpha
Exons: 22
Coding region: 219-2294 (691 amino acids)
Biological process (GO): synaptic signaling
Cellular component (GO): plasma membrane; synapse
Molecular function (GO): zinc ion binding
Source: RefSeq, a predicted model, not a curated record
UGGAGAGAUUCCGCAUUACGUCAUUGAAACAGACCUCGCUGUAGCAGGCAAGGCGAGAGCCAAACUGAAUUCGGAUGCAGUUCGUACUUACAGCUGCUAUAUGUUGGAAACGCUGUAGUUUGAUAUCAAUAACAUGUAUUGUUAUUGUGCAGGCAGACAAGGGGGACACCAUAGUUUCAGCUGCAAACGCUUUCCGCGAUGAUGCCGUGGAAGCCUGAAUGAUUGAGGAUCAUAGCAGCAGGACUAUGGCAGACAGAAGACAACUGUUUGCCGAGAUGCGUGCUCUAGAGUUGGAUUCCAUCAGGUUGUCCACCUACAGAACGGCAUGCAAGCUCAGAUUUGUUCAGAAGAAGUGUAAUUUGUACUUGGUGGAUAUCUGGAAUUUAAUUGAAGCAUUCAGAGAGAAUGGCCUUAACACCAUGGACCUCAACACUGAGUUUUCAGUGGCCCGACUUGAAGCAAUACUGUCUACCAUCUUUUACCAGCUGAACAAGCGCAUGCCCACCACACACCAGAUCAAUGUGGAGCAGUCCAUCUUGGUACUCCUCAACUUCUUGUUGGCUGCUUAUGAUCCGGAGGGACAAGGCAAGAUUUCAGCCUUUGUGGUGAAGAUGGCCCUUGGAACGUUAUGUGGGGGAAAGAUUUCGGACAAAUUAAGAUAUAUUUUUUCUCAGAUAGCAGACCCCAAAGGAAUAAUGAUUUAUUCACAAUUUGACCAGUUCCUAAAGGAGGUGCUUAAGCUGCCUGUCACAGUUUUUGAAGGUCCAUCUUUUGGCUACACUGAGCAGACCACCAGAACAUGCUUUCCACAACAGAAACAGAUUUCCUUGAACAUGUUCCUGGAUGCCUUUAUGUCUGAUCCUCCUGCACAGUGUCUCGUCUGGUUGCCUCUUAUGCAUCGGCUUGCUAAUGUGGAGAAUGUCUUCCACCCAGUGGAGUGCUCCUACUGCCACAGCCAGAGCAUGAUGGGAUUUCGUUACCGCUGCCAACAAUGUCAUAAUUACCAGCUCUGUCAGGAGUGCUUCUGGAAGGGCCAUGCCUCUGGCUCCCAUAGCAACCAACACCAGAUGAAGGAAUACACAUCGUGGAAAUCUCCUGCAAAGAAGUUGUCAAAUGCCCUGAGUAAGUCUCUGAGCUGUGCUUCCAACCGAGAGACGCUACGUCCCAUAUACCCUGAUGCUCCUGAAAAACCCCUAAACCUUGCUCAUGUUGUGGACACUUGGCCUCCAAGACCAGUGAACAGUGGGAAUGAGUACAUGUUGUGUCACUCCAUGCCUUCAACCAGCAACCCUUACUCUAGCAGAGUAGGUGCAAAUGAUGAUGUCAAACAGAGAAAACUCCUGGCUAGAGCUGCCCCAGACCUUUUGAAAGGGAAAGGCUUGCUGGAAAGUAGUGAUAGUAACCAGGAUGAUGAGCACUGUCUCAUCGCCCGCUAUGCUUCCCGGUUGGCUGCUGAUGGAACAUCAGUGCAACCCAGAGCCCCAGGUGACAUCUCUGUGUCCCUGGACACGAACAAACAACAGAGGCAGCUCAUAGCUGAGCUGGAAAGCAAGAACAAGGAGAUAUUGCAGGAGAUUCAGCGCUUGAAGCAGCAGCAUGAUGAAGCAUCUCAGCCACCAGCUGAUAAAGGCCAGCAAAACCCUACACUGCUCGCAGAGCUCAGACAGCUUAGACAGAGGAAAGAGGAGUUAGAACAGAGGAUGUCUGCACUUCAGGAGAGUCGAAGAGAACUAAUGGUGCAGCUGGAGCAGCUCAUGCUACUGUUAAAGACUCAAGGCCCUGCACCCUCCCCUCGCUCUUCCCCAAGUCACACACUGAGCAGCUCAAUUCCAAUGCCUGUCCAGUCAACAUCUGGUAACACUACGCCCAGUCAAACACCUCAGGAUUCACUCAUGGGCCUAGGAGGAGACGUGCAGCAGGCCUUUGCUCAGAGCUCCAGACGCAACUUAAGAAAUGACCUGCUCGUGGCUGCAGACUCCAUAACCAGCACAAUGUCCUCACUAGUUAAAGAGCUCCACUCAGAGGCGGGCAGCGAGAGUGACAGUAAUGUUGAUACAGAAGCUGAACGCUCACAAUUUGAUGACUUCACAUCUGCCGCUGCAGAAAGUCUGUCUGCACAACUCAACCACUCCAAAGCACGCACAUACUUUUACUUUUGGUCAAGCAGGAUGAUGAGAGAAGAAGGCUACAAGAACACAUUAGAGCAGCGGCUGGAGAGGGAGUUGAAAAUGGAAGAGCAAACAGCGGCAGGGGAAAGUCUACAUGGUGAUUUUGCGACAGUAGCUCUGUUUUAAUGGUAAUGGCAGGAGAGGAUAAGGCAGUAAUGAAGCACUGCCCAGCAUCUACACCAGGCUCACAGAGCACAUGUCUACUGAAUCAAACAAGCACUAACACCAGUACUGUAAAUAUACAAGUAUCUUUGUGGAACCUACAAAAUGAUUUAAGAAAAUAAAUACUGUGAACUCACUCAGAGGUUGUGAACAGUAACACCACUAGUGCCAUAAAACCAAGUACCAGGAGGUUAUUUUAUGUACGUUUUGUGAACAUGUGAGCUUUUUUUUUUUUUUUUUGUAUUUUUAAGAAGUGGUGGGCAAAUCAGGCUUAACAAAGCUGCUAUGUUUAAAAAUACCCUACAUGUCGAUCCUCACACUGAAAAUCCAGGCUGUGUUUGCCUGCCAAAUUUGUUUCUCAGUAUUACCUAAUAAACUAAGUUAGGAAUGAUAAGUAGUUUGGUUUUCACUUCAAGCGUAAUGCCUUGAGAUUUUAAGGUAGUGUUUCCUAUAUACAUCGCAAAUGACUAUGCUGCCUUAGCUGAUCAGUUUGUCUGUCAAAAAAAAUUAAUUGAUUUUAGAGUUUAAAAUCAUGUCUCAAAUUAUAUUGCGAUAAAAUACUUUGAAACAUUUGUGAUUUGCCGUGUCAUUUUACUGGAAGGCUUAUAUUUGCGUGUAGUCAUUUUACUCAAUGAAUUUUAAGUGGUAGUGGAAAUCAGUAAUGUCCAAUUUGUUGAAGUUCUUUUAUACUGAAUUCAAUACAUGGAACAGAAGUUUUAAAAGAUUCAGAGAGCUGCCCAAAGAAAGCAAAUAUUUGAGAAAAUAAGGCAUGGAAAUUAUAUGAAACCAGAUGCUUCUAAAAAUGGCGCAAGUUAUAACAGUACCAGAGUGCUUAGUGAUAGAAGUCAGAGACUACCCUUCAUAUAAUUAGUUGGCCAUAAAAACAAGCUGUUAAAUUUUAGGAGCUAUUUUGAGGAGAUUAGAUAUGAGAGAAUCCUCUUGCAUAAGUAAAGUCAAAGGAAAAUGGGUGAAAAAAACAAAAAAACAGGAGUUUCCAGAACUUCAAAUAUAUUUUAUAUAAGACAUGGUAGACCACAAAAACUGCUGCUGUCAGAUAAACUCCUUAAAGCUUUCAUGUUUGAGGGAUAGGAGAAAAUAAAUCGCUUUUCCUUCAGACGUGUAAAUAUCCACAGGUGUCCAUCCUUCAACAGUGAAAAGACAAAUCAGGACUAUGGGUCUGAAAGAAUGUGCACCCAUCAAGAAGGCAUUACUCUGAAAAAGAAACUAAACAAAAAAGAAAAUUUGCAGAUCAAACAGUGAAGCUGCUGGUAUUCUCAAAACAGUUGACUGGCUACAUUAUUGAAAGUGUUUGGGAUUAUGUGAAUCAUGGGAAGCAGAAAAUGUAACAAACAUCUAUGAUUUAACUUUGGAGGUGAAGAACAAUAUCCUUGCAGAUUUCUGAAAGAAAUGGAAGAUAUAAUGAAGGCAAAGAUAUUUGAUAAUAUACUACUGUGUAAUUAUCUGUUAAAUAUGUUUUCUGCUUUUUUGAUGCUGUUAAUAUUUUGUACAUGGUGGCCAUUUUGCCUGGAAAUUAAAUGAAGGGAAGGACUUUUGCAAAGUACUGUAUAUAAAUUCUAUACAUUCUUUCCUGAUAGUAGUGAUGUCUUUUAGUUUGCUGAACAUGACAACAAUGGAAAACAUAUGCCAAUAUUCUUUCAGCCACCAGAUCAAACCAGUCAUUGUUCUGACGACAAUAUGGAAGAUUCUUUGGAGAAUCAAGUAAUUGCAAGGGUACAGUAAUGGAUUACAUCACCUUUUAUUUAUUUAUUUAUUUUACUUUUCAUAUACUUUGUCUAACUUACUCAAAGAUUUCUAUUUCUUUUGCGGUUACUGUAAGUUAAAUAUGUAACUCAUACUGAAGGUAGGUACUAAGUGAGUUUGUUGUUGCUCAUUUUUCCACAAUUCUGCUCAGGGGAGACAUUAAUUCAGCAAAAUGUUGAGACAGUAAUCAAUACAAUGAAAAUUACAUUUGCACCUAAUAGAAGUAUAAAAGUGGCAGACUUUUUAAAUCACUUCAAAUGAUACUGACUCUCUUUAGAUUCGCCCUCCUUUCAACCACAGCAAUUGUUAAAUAUCUUAUUCCCGUCCCUGGUAAACCAGUGUAACACCCACAUCCACAUUGAGAAAUACUGUACAUUUAGCACUUUGAACUGGUUUGUUCCAUUUUGAAUGGCACAAAAAUAAAGAGAUUACAUUGCA